This is a messenger RNA of Ostreobium quekettii, 1848 nucleotides long. NCBI's taxonomy places the organism in Eukaryota, Viridiplantae, Chlorophyta, Ulvophyceae, Bryopsidales, Ostreobiaceae. The record is from the annotation of a GenBank genome assembly.
AUGACGGACAACUGGGACCAGUAUGAGUGGAUCGUGGUGAUGGGCGCCAUGCUGGCCUUCUUCACCGCGUACGGGAUCGGCGCCAACGACGUGGCCAACGCGUUCGCGACCUCCGUGGGCGCCAGGUCGAUCACGCUGGGUCAGGCGGUGGUCAUAGCGGGCGUGUUCGAGUUCGCGGGCGCUGUGCUGCUGGGCUCCAGCGUGACGGACACCGUGCGCAAGGGCGUCGCCGAGACCAAGCCCUUCGAGGACGACCCCGAGGUGCUGAUGUACGGGAUGAUGUGCGUGAUCGCCGCCACGGGACUUUGGCUCCUGCUGGCGUCCUACCUGGAGCUGCCCGUGUCCACGACGCACUCGGCGAUCGGGGGAAUAAUCGGCAUGGCCCUCACAGCCAAAGGCUCGGAGGCCGUCGUCUGGUACGAGUUCGACGACAGCAAGGAGGCGCUGAAGAAGUACAAGGGCGUGGCGCCGAUCAUCGUGUCCUGGGUCGUCUCGCCCGUCUUCUCCGGCUUCCUGGCUAUGGGCCUCUUCCUGUUCGUCCGGAGGUUCAUCCUGCAGCACGAGGACUCCAGGCAGCGCUCUUUCAUCUUCUUCCCUUUCUUGGUGGGAGUCACCAUCGCCCUCAACGUAUACUUUAUAAUCUACAAGGGCUUCAAGAGGAAGCUGGGAAAGGACAAGAAGGCGCUCUCAGACAUCCUGGGUGCGGGCUGGUCCACGCUUAUCGCCCUGGGCUUGGGGACCAUCAUUGGCGUCAGCAUUUGGUUCUUCUUCAUCCCGUGGCUGAAGGAGAAGGUGGAGCAGAACCUCAGAGAGCAGGACAGCAGGGCGGCCGCCGCGUCUGCCAGGUCGCUGGGGCCUGAGAAGCCGCAAAAGCGGAAUGGAGACUCGGGGCGGAACGCAGACUCGAGGCGGAAUGGAGACUCUGGGCGAAACGCAGACUCGAGGCGGAAUGGAGACACGGGGAGGAAUGGAGACCCGGCGAAUAGGGACAGGAGUGCGGCCGGCAGGCUUGCGGGCGCUGUGAACAGGAUCACUGACCGUGACGUGCACGGAGUUAUCAAGACGGACAAACAGGUUGCAGAUAUCUACGAGUCCUCAAAGUCAUACGACGCAGGCACUGAGGAGUCGUUCAAGUACCUCCAGGUGUUCACUGCCACCAUGGACUCGUUUGCGCAUGGCGCAAACGAUGUCGCAAAUGCCAUGGGCCCGUUCGCCGCCAUCUGGGACAUCUACAAGAACAGGGGCUUCAGCGGGUCUAAGUCCGACGUGCCAGAAUGGAUUCUGGUCAUCGGCGGAGCAGGCAUCACAGUGGGCCUGGCCACGUAUGGCUACAACAUCAUUCGUGCCAUUGGCGUCAAGCUGGUGAAGAUGUCCGCCUCCCGGGGCUUUGCCAUCGAGCUGGGGGCCGCGACUGUGAUCGUCGUGGGGUCGCGGUAUGGCAUUCCAUUGAGCACAACCCACUGUCAGGUGGGAGCCACGGUGGGUGUCGGCCUGAUGGAGGGUAAGAAGGGUGUCAACCUGCAGCUCCUGCUGAAGGUCAUCGUGGGUUGGGUCAUCACACUGGUUGCCGUGGGAGGUGUCACCGCAGCUUUUUUUGCGCAGGGAGUGUAUGCUCCUUCCAUCCCCAACCUUGAUGCCAUCAACAGGUACACCAGCGGCAUGAAUGGUACUCUGAGCGACAUGACUGACUUGCUGUCAGACCUGGGCCAGAGCGAGACUGCAACCAACUUGCAGAGUAGCUAUGAAGAGACCCUGGAGACCGCCGCAGACGGGAGCAUGCUCCAGGCCGAGAUCUUUGACAGUGCGUUCGCCGCAGUGGAUGAACAGUGCAGAACUCUGCUUUCCUAA